This is a messenger RNA of Triticum urartu, 929 nucleotides long. RefSeq names its product senescence associated gene 20-like. NCBI's taxonomy places the organism in Eukaryota, Viridiplantae, Streptophyta, Magnoliopsida, Poales, Poaceae. The record is from RefSeq and is a predicted model, not a curated record.
GUCUCGCAACCCACCGCAUCUCGCUGCUUCUCCACCGAGCCGAUCACGAGCAGCAACUAGUUGAGUGCAAGCCGCCGCUGUCGCUGUCGCCGUCGCCGUCGCCGUCGCCGUCGCCGUCGCCGUCUUCUUCUUCGUCUCCGACAGGAGGAGCGGCAGGAAACCCCGGGAGGAGCUGGCCAACCUGGAUCAGCUGGAGGGCGGCGCCGCCUCCGUGCGCGGGCACGAGACUGAGGAGCAGCGCAACAAGUUCCUCGUGCUCCGCCUCUACGAGGCGCUCAACAACCGCGACCACACCGCCGUCCACUCCCUCCUCGCGCCGGACCUCGAGUGGUGGUUCCAUGGCCCGCCCGCGCACCAGCACAUGAUGCGCCUCCUCACCGGCGGCACCUCACCGUCCUUGUUCCGCUUCCAGCCGCGCUCCGUCGACGCCUUCGGCUCCACCGUCAUCGCCGAGGGCGUGGACGACAAGGCCAAGGCAUACUGGGUGCACGCCUGGACCGUGGGCGGCGAUGGGGUGAUCACCCAGCUGCGCGAGUACUUCAACACCGACCUCACCGUCACGCGCCUCGCCGCCGCCGCCGCGUCCAAGUGCGUCUGGCAGAGCCGCCGCCCCGACCGCGCCCGCAACUCCCUCCCGGGCCUCGUCCUCGCCCUCUAACUGCUGAAAGCAAUGUAGUACUAUGUACUCCAGCGAGAUUGCUUACCGCAUUUCCAGACGUCUCGUGCACCUGAUGAUGAUGAACUGGUAGUAAAUUAGUCGAGUGCCUUUGCGUGACAGUACGCAACGCCACGAGUGAAUGUCUAGCGAGUCUUCAAAGGCAUAGAAGUUUCUAGAUGAAGCGCAAAACCUUCCGAGUUUUCAUCAUUUUCCUAUUGCUGUAAAACAGGGCGGCCCGCUAGUGAACGAUGUGUAUACUUACGUCAUUUCA